This is a messenger RNA of Adineta ricciae, 1560 nucleotides long. Lineage: Eukaryota; Metazoa; Rotifera; Eurotatoria; Adinetida; Adinetidae. The record is from the annotation of a GenBank genome assembly.
AUGUCAUCGACCGAGAAAAAACCACGGCCAGUGUCAGUGAAUCCAAUAUUGUCUGAUCAUGACUUGACUGAACGCUUUCGAAGUUCGUAUAUAAAUCGAUCGUCAGUGCAAGAACAAGUUCUCAGACUAGAACAUGAACCGUUUUCACACUGUGUAAUCGAUGAUUUUCUCCAUGAGACUCAAAGCAACCAAUUCCUCAAUCAAUUAACGAAUGAACUGAAAAAUAUCAGGUUAAACCAGAAGAACAAUGAUUUAUAUAAAUUUCAACAGUCUGAUGAUUUGGCGAAUGUCACUUUACCGGCGAUUGAACAGAUGAAGCAGUUUCUCUAUAUGGAUCUGAAAGAUUGGCUGGUGCAAGCGACUAAUAUCCAACUCAGUGAUAAAAUCGAUAUGACGUCGUCGAAAUACGAAUAUACAGAUUAUCUUUUGUGUCAUGAUGAUGACAUUCACGGCACAACUGAAGGUCGCCGAAUGGCUUUUAUUUAUUAUCUUGUACCGGAAGAUUGGAAGGAAACCGAUGGUGGAACAUUAGAUCUAUUUGAAACAGAUGAUCAGAAUCAACCAUGCAAAAUUGUUAAAUCACUAUUACCGAAAAGAAAUCGAUUGAGCUUUUUCGAAGUGACUGAUAAGUCUUUUCAUCAAGUGUCUGAAGUUUUAAAUGAAAAGCAGGGAGCACGUCUAUCGAUCAAUGGCUGGUUCCAUGGUCCUGUUAACUUCCGUCCUACGCCGAUUUUUGAACCAUUGCCAAUCGCGAAACCAGCCACGAAAUUUCAAUCCAAUGAUUUAGAACGUGUAAAUCAAACAGUUACAUCGACGUAUUUGAAAGUUGAAACACAGUACGAUGUUCAAAUGGCAUUUCAAGAAAAUUCCGAAACAAAAUUAUCAGAUUUUUUUCAAAAAGACUAUUUCCAAGCAAUGGUAAAUGAGCUGAAAAGCGAUACAAUCAGAUGGACCCGACGUGGGCCAUAUAAUAAACGGAAUUAUGAUGUUGCUGAUGUGAGCUCUUUACCAUCAGCAUUGAAAAAUCUCGUCGAUUUAUUUGGUUCUGAGCCGAUGUUCACGAUUCUUGGAUCAUUAACUGGUUUAACAUCGGAAAAUGAUGAAGAAGAAUACGAACCAUCGCCUAAAAAACAAAAAUCGACUUCAUCCGCUGAAGUUCCUUCAACAUCAACUGCAUGUUCAUCUGCUCCAAGAUGGUAUUUCGAAUUACGUCGAUGGAGACAUACAUAUUAUAGUUUAUCUUUUGAUACGGAUAAUGAUGAAGACAGCGAAAGUGAAGACGAAGACAAAGAUGGAACACUUGAUGUUAUGCUUUUCUUCAACUAUCAGACUGAUGAAAGCGAAGAAACCGUUGGUGGUGGUGACGUUGUGUAUACCAUUAAAAAUGAAGAUGAGACAUUAUUACGUGUGAUCCCCGAAGAUAAUAGUCUCAAUUUAAUCUACCGUGAGGAUGAUAAAGUGCUAAAGUUUAACAAAUAUCUCAAUCAUCGACAAGCCAAUAAGACAUUCUAUGAGUUUUGUGCGUGUUAUCUCGAUUUAGAUAAACUUAAACUUGAUUAA